This is a messenger RNA of Mytilus trossulus (common blue mussel), 546 nucleotides long. RefSeq names its product prefoldin subunit 6-like. NCBI's taxonomy places the organism in Eukaryota, Metazoa, Mollusca, Bivalvia, Mytilida, Mytilidae. Bases 79 to 456 code for a protein of 125 amino acids. The transcript has 4 exons. Gene Ontology annotation, biological process: chaperone-mediated protein complex assembly; protein folding. Gene Ontology annotation, cellular component: cytoplasm; prefoldin complex. The record is from RefSeq and is a predicted model, not a curated record. Gene Ontology annotation, molecular function: protein-folding chaperone binding.
ACGGUUAAUUAGAUUGGACAAGUGCUCUGAAAUUGACCAAUCAAAAUUAGUUUACCAGAAAUUCUAUUCUGUUUCAAUAUGGCUGAACUUCAGAAACGAUUGCAGAGCGAUAUUGAAAAAUAUGACGCAUUCCAGAAAGACUUGCAGAAACAUAUUUCACAAAGACAACAACUUGAAGGACAGUUGACAGAAAACACUUUAGUGAAAGAGGAGCUUGACAGAUUAGAAAAAGAUGCUAGUGUUUAUAAAAUGAUUGGACCUGUUCUAGUCAAACAAAAUUUAGAUGAGUCAAAGUCAAAUGUACAAAAAAGAAUAGACUAUAUUGCUGAUCUUGUAAAAAGACAUGAAGAAUCGAUCAAAGAUUUAGAAAAGAAACAAGACACAUGUAAAGAAGGAAUAAAUAAAUUACAACAACAGUUUCAACAGGCUCAAGUUAAGGCUGCUGCUGUUAAAUAAACUCUUUGGCAGGCGGCUGCUGAUAAAUAAACUCUGUCAGGCUUUUGUGAGAUAACAUCCAUAAACAUUUAUUAAAAAUUUCUGAUCUGA